AUGUCGAAGGUCGCCGCUGAGGCCCCGGCGCCUGCCGCCAAGAGCGGUGUGUGGAACCGCAACGAGAAACAGACCGACGUACGCAAGCAGAACAUCAUUGCUGCACGAGCCGUCGCCGACAUGAUCCGCACCUCCAUGGGCCCGAGGGGCAUGGACAAGAUGAUCCAGGACGGCAAGGCCGGUGUUGUUGUUACCAAUGACGGAGCUACGAUACUGAAGGAGCUCCGUUUGGCUCACCCGACGGCCAAAAUGAUGGUUGAGCUGAGCAAGUCACAGGAUGUGGAGGCCGGUGACGGCACCACCACCGUCAUCGUCGUCUGCGGAGCUCUGCUCGAGAUGGCUGACAACCUGCUGAAUCAGGGUAUUCACCCGCAGACGGUAGCUAACAGCUUCAAGAUGGCUGUGGAGAAGUGCGAAGAGCUGAUGGAAGAGAUCGCCCAGCCCAUCAGCCUGGACGACAAGGACACUCUGACCAACAUCGCUGCCAUCUCUCUUCACUCGAAGGUGGUAUCUACUAACGCCUCCCUGCUGGCCCCAAUUGCCGUGGACAGUGUGCUGGCAGUUAUGGACGAGAAGGACUCGACCAACGUCGACCUCAACAACAUCCGCGUGGUCAAGAGCAUCGGUGGCACCGUCGAGGACACUGAAAUGGUCAACGGUCUCGUGCUUACACAGCAGAAGAUCAUUCGCGUCGCAAGCGGACCCACACGCGUGGCGAACGCUAAGGUCGGACUCAUUCAAUUCUGCCUCUCACCGCCAAAGACCGACAUGGAGAACACCGUGGUCGUCAAGGACUACCAGUCGAUCGACCGUAUCAUGCGCGAGGAAAGGCUCAUCACCGCACGUAUGGUCAAGCAGAUUGCAGCGACCGGUUGCAACGUUCUGCUCAUCCAGAAAUCCAUUUUGAGGGACGCCGUCACCGACCUGUCUCUCGACUACUUGGCCAAGGCCAAAAUCAUGGUCAUCAAGGACAUCGAGCGCGAGGACAUCGAGUUCAUCACCCGCGCCAUAGGAUGCGAAGAGGUUGCGAGCCUCGACCACUUCACCAAGGAAAAGUUAGGAACGGCAGAACUUGUCGAGUCGGAGUUCGAGGGCGGCCAGCAGAUCGUCAAGAUCACCGGCGUCAACAUGAAGAAAACUGCCUCAGUCCUCGUUCGCGCGUCCAACAGCUUGAUGUUAGACGAGGCUGAACGUUCGCUACACGACGCCCUUUGUGUCGUGAGGUGUCUCGUAAAGAAGCGUGCCAUCGUAGCCGGUGGUGGCGCCACGGAGAUGGCACUCUCCAACAGGCUCGGCGCCUGGGCCCGCACGCUGUAUGGCGUGGAGCAGGUCUGCAUCAAGGCAUUCGCAGAGGCGCUUGAGGUGGUGCCGUACACCCUCGCGGAGAACGCGGGUCUGCACCCACUCAAGGUCAUCACCGAGCUGCGCAACAGGCACCUCGAGAAGGACGGCGCACAGUUCGGGAUAAACUCUAAGAAGGGAGCGGUGUCCAACAUGAUGGAAGACAAGGUGAUCCAGCCCAUGUUGGUGACCCUCUCCGCGCUCAAGCUGGCCACUGAGACCGUCAUGAUGAUCCUUAAAAUUGACGACAUUGUGCUCUGCCGCUAA
Babesia ovata is the source of this 1608-nucleotide messenger RNA. RefSeq names its product T-complex 1 delta subunit. Gene Ontology annotation, molecular function: ATP hydrolysis activity; ATP-dependent protein folding chaperone; ATP binding. NCBI's taxonomy places the organism in Eukaryota, Apicomplexa, Aconoidasida, Piroplasmida, Babesiidae. The transcript has 3 exons. The coding region runs from base 1 to 1608 and encodes 535 amino acids. The record is from RefSeq and is a predicted model, not a curated record. Gene Ontology annotation, cellular component: chaperonin-containing T-complex. Gene Ontology annotation, biological process: protein folding.